This is a messenger RNA of Drosophila takahashii, 2690 nucleotides long. NCBI's taxonomy places the organism in Eukaryota, Metazoa, Arthropoda, Insecta, Diptera, Drosophilidae. The record is from RefSeq and is a predicted model, not a curated record.
AGCUUGUUUUUGUUGUCUAUCGCGCGCCGUCCGCUUUGUGCUCUUUCGCUUCUGUUUUGCGCUUCUGCUUCUUGUUCUUUCCCCAGUUUUUUUUGCGCGCAUGUGGAUUCAUUUUAUUGGUGCUCAAGUAUCGCAUGAUAAUCUCACGCUACGUCCCUCGUAAUUGUUGUUGUAAUCGCCGUUGUUCUGCUCGCGGAGCUUUUGUUGUUGUGCUUUUCCGCCUCAGACACCACACACACGCACUCACACUCACCGCCAGCUUGCCGAAUAUUGAAGCCAUUUUCCCAGCAAAUCAAAUUCAAUUUAGAAAACUAUCAACUAGCCCGCAUAAUCCGCUUGCAAGCCAACCGCUUAAAUGUCACAACACUCGAAAAAGGACGGCAGCAGUAGCGGAAGCGGUAACGGCAGCGGUAGCCAUGCCGGCAACAACAAGAGCCACAAGCGGCAGGCGGCCAACGGCAGUCUGAAGGCACAGUCAACCUCCCACUCCCACAGCCAAACGCCCUCGAAAUCGCCCAGCGGCAGUAGUAAUAGCAACAGUAGCAGCAGCAGCAGAAGCCUCAGCGGGAGCAGCAUGCAGGCUCCUCCUCCGACGAAGAAGAACCAAAAAGACAAGCAGCGCGAAAGGGAGCGCGCGGAACGCAGCCAGCUGGUCCUCUGGCGACGUCCCCUGCAGACCACCAAGUACUGCGGCCUCGAGCUGGCCGCCUUGCUGCGCACGUGGAGCACCAGACUGCUGCAGCAGCGACUCCUGCUGGCCGCCCUGAUAGUAUUAGGCAUCGUAUUUAGCGUAAUUUACAAAAUAGACGGCCCCCACCAGUUGGCCAUUGAGUUUGUGCGCCGGAACACCUGGUUCUUCGUCUACUGGCUCGGCCUGGGCGUCCUGUCGUCGGUGGGCCUGGGCACCGGGCUGCACACCUUCCUGCUCUACUUGGGCCCGCACAUAGCCAGCGUCACGCUGGCCGCCUACGAGUGCAACUCCCUGCGCUUCCCGCAGCCACCGUAUCCAGAUGACAUCAUCUGUCCCGAGGAGCCGUACGACAAGCGGGUGCCGAACAUCUGGUCCAUCAUGUCCAAGGUGCGCAUGGAGGCCUUCCUCUGGGGCGCCGGCACAGCGCUGGGCGAGCUGCCGCCUUACUUCAUGGCCAAGGCGGCGAGGUUGUCGGGCUACGAUCCCGAGGACGCCGAGGAGCUGGCCGAGUUCGAGGCUCUCAACGCGAAGCGCCACCAAAAGAACCUCAGUCUCAUGGACAAGGGCAAGCUCUUCAUGGAGCGCGUCGUGGAGCGCGUCGGAUUCUUCGGCAUCCUGGCCUGUGCAAGCAUUCCCAAUCCCCUGUUCGAUCUGGCCGGAAUAACCUGCGGCCACUUCCUGGUGCCAUUCUGGACGUUCUUCGGGGCCACGCUGAUCGGCAAGGCGGUGAUCAAGAUGCACAUCCAGAAGAUCUUCGUGAUCAUCGCCUUUAAUGAGACGCUGAUCGAGCGGGCCGUCGAUCUGUUGGCCUCGCUGCCGCUGCUCGGCCACAAGCUGCAGGAGCCGUUCAAGUCCUUCCUGAAGAACCAGAAGCAGCGUCUGCAUCGCCAGCAGCGUGGAUCCGGUGGCUCGGCAUCCGGAGCGGGCGAUUCGGGCAAUCUGCUGUCCAGGAUCUUCGAGACGUUCGUCAUCGGAAUGGUGUGCUACUUCGUGGUGUCCAUCGUUAACUCCCUGGCCCAGAGCUACCACAAGCGGCUGCACAAAAAGCCGGCGACGGGGGCUGCGACCACGCCCACUCGCCUGGCGGCGGGGGCGGCGCCGAGCAAGAAGGCGGGAAAGCAGAAAGCUUUACGGGACUAGAGAAUCGGUGGAAGUGUUUUUCUGUUGAUCGUUGCCCCCCAAAAACCCAAAAUCAUACCCCUCUUUCGUUUAAAUUAUUUUGUUUAUUGCGGCCUUCGCUCUUAGUCAAAUUAUAAACUGUAUGUGAGUGUGACCGCGAGAGGAGGAGACGGCCGGAAAGCCAGAGGAAUUUACCUUGUAGACUAGAUUAGGAAAAACAGAAGAGUAACGCAGCAGAUGCAGUAGCAGCAGCCACAACAAUAGCCAGAGCAGAAUAUAUUUUAGUAAUGUACAAGAAGAAAACCCUAGCAAUUUUCCGCGCGAGUAUCGUUUCGAUGUAGCGAAAGUGAGAGGGACGCCGCUAGUCGCUAGUCGCGCCUAAUGAAAAGCAAAUUGUGCAAAAGUUGUGCAAAAGACAAACAAGCCAGAGCAAACAGAGAGCCCGAAAUAAAAAUAAAAUUUAGCCAGGAGCGAGUGGAAAGUAUAGGAAAGAUUUAAAAAGUGCUGAAAAAUAAAUGAAAUAUGGAUAUACAAAUUAAAGCCGGACGUAUGCCUCAAUUUAGGUGGGAUUUCAGUUGGGCGAAAAUGAUUACUCCCAGCAUAAGCCUGGCUUAAUUAAAGAUUAACUGCUGAAAAAUAAUAAACGAUAUAUGGAUACAGAAACAAAAGCCUGCAAAUGUAUGUACGUAUCAGUUUACAAGGAACUGAAGUGGUUUAGCUGGAAAGGCAGUCGAUUAACACGAGGAUGAGUAAGCUGUCCUCGCGAUUUCCGGCUAAACCCAAUAAUUAAUACAAAGAAAACAUUAAACUGAAUAUAGCGUGGGAGGAAACAGAUGAAAUAACUAAGUGCAAAUUAAUAAAUAAAUAAUGGAAAUACAAA